Molecule: messenger RNA, 603 nt
Organism: Phragmites australis (common reed)
Lineage: Eukaryota; Viridiplantae; Streptophyta; Magnoliopsida; Poales; Poaceae
Exons: 3
Coding region: 1-603 (200 amino acids)
Source: RefSeq, a predicted model, not a curated record
AUGGCGGACGUGCUCGUGGGCUCGGAGCGCCGCGUCCUCGUCAGCGGCUACGGCCUCCCCGCGCCGCCGCCCGAGAGCCUGCUCGGCCGCCUCGACCAAAUCGACCUGCGGUUGCGGCAGCUGGAGGAGCAGCGGCGACCGGUGCACGCCCAGCACCAGCACACCAAGUCGCUGCAGCACGUGCAGCUCAGGGGAACCCUCAUGGACCGCCUCAACCUGCUCGAGUCGCGCAUCAGGCAGCUCAGCUGCGAACUGGACCUGGACGGCGGCGGCAAGGCCACAGCCGGGAGCUACGUCGCCCUGGGGACCUCAUCGUCGGUGGCGCCGCAGGACCCUGCGUGGUCCGGCUCGGUUCCGUUGAUGGAGCCGUUCAGGAACCAGGCGGCGAUGUGCGCGCCCGACAAGUCGGCGGCGGAUGGGAGCUGGAGCGCCGUCCAGAUGCUGCAGAGGGGCGCGCGCCAGCUUCACCGCAACAAGUCCAACCCACCAAAGGUGAGCUCCACCGUGAAGAGCCUGAAAGAUGCGAAAUGCGCGUGCGAGAAGGAGAAGAGGAAGGCGGAGCGCAGUAGGACAAGUAGGAGGUGGUUUACCGUGGGAUGCUGA